GAACCUAGUUAUAAGGUGAGGUUUUGGAAGGCAAAAAACCUUGUUUUCAGUGUUUGUUUAAAACUGUAUGGAAAUCAACACCUGAACUGUGGAAAUAUCAAGCUCAGGUGUUAAUAGUGAAUGUUUAUGCUCUCUAGCCUCACAAAUUUUGCAGGUGGUGUUUCUGUAAGAAUGUGCAGUAUAUCCUUUAAUCUUUCUCCAGACUCUGCCAUUUCUCUGAAACCAGUUAAGUAGUUCAUUCUGUGUGUUCAGUCCCUUUACUGGGGCUAUUGAGGGAAAAAAAGUUUUAGUUCUGACUUAACUCAGUUUUACUCUGUCUCGUGGAAUUUUUUUUACUCCAUCUCAUAUGGAAUCAGGAGGAUUAAUUCCUUCUUUUACUGAUUUUUCUAUUGCUACUGUGUCUGUCCAGAUGCGGUAAUCUAGAGUUGCCUGUGGGUAAUGUAUCUUAAGAAACCUGCAUAGGUGGCAUAUGCAUGAAGGCUACUUAGGUGAUGUCUGGCUUUAUUAUAUACAAAUUGACCUACUUCAUGUCAAGUCGAUCAGUAUGACUUGUAUAAUACCUACCAACUUUCAGUAGGAUCUCAAAAUUCCUUUUAUGCGCAUGCAGGCCAUCUUAGCUUGAAAAAAACAGAAAUUAUUCUCUGUUCACAAGUCUUGCAGUCUUACUUCAGUAUGCCAAGGCACAUGAUUUUGCAAUUGUUUUUUCCAUAACUGCUUAAAGCUAUGGAGUAUUCUACCAAAAUGUACCCUCAUUAGAUUUUUCUACAUGGUUUCUGCAUUUCUGAAAACUAUUUCCAUUUUGUUGUGCAGCAAAGAAACUUCCUGGCUGGGCUUGAAGAGGGACAGGGGAUGUGUCUGGACCAAGGAGGGAUUCUCAGUCUGCUUCCAGAUGGAAGCCAAGCCUGGCAUGGGGAGACCUAUGGAAGAAAAAUAAAAGUCUGUUUGGGAUCUCUGUCCGUAGUCUUGUGGGCUGGAGAUGCCCAUUGUUUGUCCUUGAUCUGUUUGUGUGUGUAGUUUUAGCUCCAGGGGAAAAAAAAUUUAAGGCAAGGCAUGAAAUAUUCGUGUUGAGAUUUCAAAAAAAUAAGCUCCUCCAGUGAGACACUGAUGGUAGUACUCCAUAACUGUCCUGGAAAAUAAUGGGUAUUUUACUUAAAAGCUAAAGCAAGCUGUUUAUUGUAUUGAAUGGGAUUCUCAGCUGACAAGUGUUUGAUUCUGUUCCUUCUUUCAGUGGGAAUGGUUUUUACAACCAGGUGCAGAUUGCCUUCUAAAAAAAAAAAAAUAAAUUAGUUUCCCUUCUCAUAGCUGUGGAUGUCGUGGAGAUCUUCAGUUCUCUGUUCCAUGGUGCUUGGUUUCAGACUUUGCUGGGUAGUCUUGGUUUUUGCAUGCUGUCUGUGAAUGUCCAGGUCAGCAUAGUCCUUGAAGUCUUUUCCUUAGUUAUGAGGUGUUUGAAAAUUCUCUGUGCUUGCAUCCCUGUUACAAGCCUUUCACUGACAUCUUAUGGGAGGAAAAUGCUUGCCUCAAGCGAGCAGAGGGUUGAAAUGUGGAACUGUUUCUUGUCUAUCAUAAGCAGCACUUGUGCAGUCAGCCCUCUAGAAUGUGAGGGCUAUGCGAGUGCUUUGUCUUUCCUGCUCCGGCUCUCGCUUUAACAGCUUGUCCUCUGUUUUUUUUUCCUAUGCAUGGCAUUUCUGCAGAGGUGGUUUAGUUAUGAUACUCUGAAGAGCUGUAGUUCUCUGAAAUAUUUGAGCAACAGUUGCAGUUGAACCUUAUCUCUAGUGUAUGUAAAGAAGCAAGGAAACCAAACUCUGCAGAGCAGAUCAGCUGUUUAACGGUGGGGCUUUUGUUCUUGAGAAUAAAACCUUUUACAGGGUAUUGAUUUAGUAAAACACUGAAGUAUGGAUAAGACAGAGUACAACUGCCCAUUUUAUUUAGCAGUCUGUAGACACUGAGAUUUUCCUGGUAACCACUUCUAACAUCUUGCUAGCUGAGUUGGAUGUGCAGUCCACAGGGUGUGCACUUAAACUUUUCUGUAAGUCCAAGCAGCCAUCUGUAUAAGUAAAAUGGUUUUGAAGGAGUGAGAAGGCGGAUGAAUGUCAGCUUGCUGAUGCAGAUCUUCCUAGGCUAACUGUAUAGCUAGUUUCCUUUUUGGGUGUCCCUCCCUGUUACCACAUAAGGGUGCUUAAAGAAGAUAGGAUUAUUAAGCAACAAAUACUUGGAGGGAGUUUAGGGUCAGCAGAAGUUUCUGAGCUGACUUUGAACAUGCCUCUGAAUGGCAUACGACGCUCUGCUAUAGAAGAUGCACUAUUACCGAUAUUCUAAUGCAGAAGUCAGCUGUUGGUACAAAUACCUGCUCUUCAGCUACAACAUCGUCUUCUGGCUAGCUGGGGUGGCCUUCCUUGCAGCUGGUCUGUGGGCAUGGAGUGAAAAGGGUGUAUUGUCUGAUCUGACGAAGGUGACUGGUCUUCAUGGUCUGGACCCAGUGGUGCUUGUCUUAGUGGUGGGAAUAGUGAUGUUUACUUUGGGAUUUGCUGGUUGUGUGGGAGCACUGAGAGAAAACAUCUGCCUUCUGAAGUUUUUCUGUGGAGCAAUUGUGUUUAUAUUCCUGCUGGAGCUGGCAGUGGCAGUUCUGGCUUUCCUGUUCCAGGACUGGGUGAGGGACAGGGUCAAGGAAUUCUUUGAGAAUAACAUUAAAUCCUACCGAGACGAUAUUGACCUCCAGAACCUCAUUGAUUCGCUACAAAAAAUUAACCAUUGCUGUGGUGCCCAAGGUCCAGAUGACUGGGACUUUAACAUAUACUUUAACUGCAGCAGUGAAAGCAAAAGUCGUGAGAAGUGCGGCGUUCCUUUUUCCUGUUGUAUACCUGAUCCUGCCCAAAAAGUUGUGAAUACACAGUGUGGCUAUGAUGUCAGAAAGAAGAGCAAGAGUCAAUGGGAUGAUCAGAUUUUUGUCAAAGGAUGUAUUCUUGCUCUGGAAGCUUGGUUACCCCGAAAUAUCUACAUUGUUGCAGGUGUCUUCAUAGCUAUCUCACUGCUCCAGAUUUUUGGGAUUUUCCUAGCCAGGACAUUGAUUUCUGAUAUUGAAGCUGUAAAGGCAGGUAAUGCCUUCUGAAUAUAAAAGCAGACGUGUUGCAAAAAAGUAUGUUUUACGGUUACUGGUUGGAUGUGAAGGUGGAAGAAAUGAACAGACCAUGAAAUACUCCUGUUAUUAAAAGCCUUAUGUGGAUUUUACCCUGCUCAUGCUUUUUGUUAGAAGCUGGUACAAAAAAAAAAACCCUCCGAACACACACCUGUCUACCUUUUUUCUAACAAGACAACUCGGUGCACCAGCAUUGAUCUCUGAGGAAGAAAUGGGAUUUCUCAAGACGGCAGAACAGAUUUUAAAGAUCGUAGCAAGGAGACAUGAAACUGCUGUAAACUUUCCUUGAAGGAUUACUGUGAAGACUGUUCUGUUUUCACUCCCAACUGUCACCAGUCUCAAAAUGUAAUCUUUUCAGAAGGCGUGCUGAUUGCUUCAGAAUCUUGAAAUGGUUUUAAUCUCUACAGUAGACUUGUGCAGUCAUUUUUUGGCAAAAUACCCAGCAACCAUAAUGAUCAUGGUAUUGGAAAUUGGAAAAAAAGUCACAAAUUGUCUAGUUCUUUAAUUGAUUUUUCAGUUGUGGAGAAGUAGGGAUGUUUGUUUGACUGGGAAUAAUGUAGACGUCUCGGGAGCAGGAACUUGUGCUCAGUAUCAGAGCUUGAG
Messenger RNA from Harpia harpyja (harpy eagle), 3736 nucleotides. It is a transcript of the gene TSPAN14, whose product is annotated as tetraspanin 14. The coding region runs from base 2294 to 3106 and encodes 270 amino acids. Lineage: Eukaryota; Metazoa; Chordata; Aves; Accipitriformes; Accipitridae. Gene Ontology annotation, biological process: protein maturation; regulation of vascular endothelial growth factor signaling pathway; protein localization to plasma membrane. The record is from RefSeq and is a predicted model, not a curated record. Gene Ontology annotation, cellular component: membrane. The transcript has 9 exons.